AUGAAAACAGAAUAGAACUAAAGACCAUAAAUAAAAGUAGAAGACAUGUUAAAAUAAUUCAAAAACAUCAAUGUGAGAAAGAAUGGUGUUACUAUAGAUUAUUAAUUUUUAUUAUAAUUGGCUAAUUAAGAGAGAUAAUUAACAUCCCAACACAUACUAUUUUUUAUAAGUUUAUUUUAGAAAUAUUUUUCAAAGUAGAGAAAGGUAUAAUUUACUUAAAUUAGAUAUUUGUUGCUGAUCAUUAUUUUUUUGUUGAUUAUAUGCCAUUAUUAACUAAAUAAUUAACUACUAAUGUAAUUUAAUAAUAAGAAAAAGAUUAUUUGUAGUUAAUUAUACCAGAUAAUCCUUAUCCUCCAACUAAACCAAUUAAUUUAAAUGAACCUUUUUAUGAGAAAAAAGAAUAAGUUGAUAUUGUUAAAACAAAUUAAACAAAUAAAAAAUAAUAAAUAUAAUAGUUAUAGGAAACACCAUAUGGGAAAAAAUAUUAAUUUGUUAUUUAAAAUAUAGAAGUAACAAAAGCAGAAGAAGGUAAGUUUAGAAUAAAAACAAUGCAAAAUAAGUUAGAUUAAUAUUUAAUUUAAAAUUAACUUAAUCUUUCAAUUAACCCAAUAUAUCAACAUGAAUUUUCUUUUUUCCCAAUUAAUCUUAAAAAUGCUCAUUGGAUGAGUAUAAAUAUUGAUCUCAAAAAAUAAAUAGUUCUCUAUUAAGAUUCUGCAUUUAUAGCUAAUUCUGAUAUAAAAGAAGGAAUUUAAAAAAUAAUAGAUUAUAAAAAACCUUCCAAAAUAUAAUGGAAACUUUAGACAAAAAGUCCUUAAUAGAGAUCAUCUCAAGUAAAAAAAUUAGUUAUGUUUAGGAUUGUGGAGUUUUUGUUCUCUAUGCUUUGUUUAAUUUAUAUACAGAAGGUCAAUUAGUUUAAGAAAAAUAAUAUGAUUAAUAUUAUAUUAGUAUGGUAAGAUAAAAUCUCCUUUAAUUAACAAUUAAAGAAGCAGAAACAGAAUUAACUCCAGAAUUAGUUGAGAAAAUUGUUAAGGGACUUUGA
Messenger RNA from Paramecium primaurelia, 1039 nucleotides. NCBI's taxonomy places the organism in Eukaryota, Ciliophora, Oligohymenophorea, Peniculida, Parameciidae. The record is from the annotation of a GenBank genome assembly.